AUGAACAUGCAAGACAAACAACAAACAUCACCACAAAUCGAACUAACCAUGGAUUUAACCAAAAUUCAGUCAAACAACCAUGAUAACAUUUUGACCAUAAUCAAAAACCAAGUUUUCCCCGUACUAUCACGUUGUCAUGCAGGUUACUUUCGUAUCACUCUUUCCCUUUGUUGUCAAACUCUACUUUGGAAAACCUUAAAAGAUCCACCGGAAAACGCUCAUGUUUAUCGCAAAAUGCUCGGCGUGUUCCCCUCGACCGCCUUUCUCCUCCUUUGGACACUUUCCUUGAUCACUUUAACAUCACUUUCUUUGUUAUACAUCUUAAGAUGUGCAUUGUUUUCCAACAUGGUAAAAAAUGAAUUUUUAAACCAUAUAGGUGUAAACUACCUUUUCGCCCCCUCAAUUUCAUGGCUAUUACUAUUACAAUCCGCACCUUUUUUCACACCAAAAACCAUUUACUACCUUUACCUUUGGUGGCUUUUUGUUGUUCCCAUAUUUUUCCUAGAUGUAAAAAUAUAUGGACAAUGGUUCACCAAAGGGAGAAGAAUCUUAUCUACCGUCGCGAAUCCUGCAAGUCAGCUAUCAGUAGUGGGGAAUUUUGUUGGAGCUAGGGCCGCGGCACAGAUGGGGUGGAAAGAGAGUGCUAUGGUGAUGUUCGCAAUCGGGAUGGUGCAUUAUUUGGUGGUUUUUGUAACACUUUAUCAAAGAUUUUCUGGUAAUAGUUGUCUUCCAACGUUACUCCGACCGGUUAUGUUUUUGUUCAUUGCUGCUCCUAGUAUGGCAAGUUUGGCAUGGGAUUCUAUUUCUGGGACAUUUGAUUUUUCAUCAAAGAUGCUUUUUUAUCUUUCUCUCUUUCUCUUCUUGUCCCUGGUAACAAGGCCAAAAUUAUUCAAGAAAUCGAUGCAGAAAUUCAAUGUGGUUUGGUGGGCAUACUCAUACCCAUUAUCAGUUUUGGCAUUGGCUUCAACGGAAUACGCACAAGAGAUGAAAAGUAGCAUAGCGCAUUUGCUUAUGCUUAUUCUUUCAGCACUUUCGGUCAUUGUUUCGGUUGUUCUAAUGGUUUAUACCGCCCUCAACACAAACGCUCUUUUGCCUCCUGAUGAUGCUUGCGAUCCCACUAUUGUGACAAUUGGUCCCAUUACUACUAGUAGUGAAGUAAGUUUUGAUUCAAGCUCAGAAUCAACUCCAUCUUGA
Erigeron canadensis is the source of this 1194-nucleotide messenger RNA. RefSeq names its product S-type anion channel SLAH1-like. The coding region runs from base 1 to 1194 and encodes 397 amino acids. Gene Ontology annotation, molecular function: voltage-gated monoatomic anion channel activity. The record is from RefSeq and is a predicted model, not a curated record. The transcript has 2 exons. Gene Ontology annotation, biological process: transmembrane transport; intracellular monoatomic ion homeostasis. Gene Ontology annotation, cellular component: membrane. NCBI's taxonomy places the organism in Eukaryota, Viridiplantae, Streptophyta, Magnoliopsida, Asterales, Asteraceae.